Messenger RNA from Arachis ipaensis, 435 nucleotides. RefSeq lists its product as uncharacterized. Lineage: Eukaryota; Viridiplantae; Streptophyta; Magnoliopsida; Fabales; Fabaceae. The record is from RefSeq and is a predicted model, not a curated record.
AUGACAUUUGAUAAAGCACUAUGUAACUUAGGAGCAAGCAUUAAUCUAAUGCCUCUUGCCAUGAUGAAGAAAUUGAUGAUAGAGGAGGUUAAGCCUAUAAGAAUGUCAUUACAACUUGCUGACAGAUAUCUCAAGAUACCCAAUGGAGUAGUAGAGAAUCUAUUAGUGAAAGUUGGAGAGUUCAUUUUUCCAGCUGACUUUGUGAUCCUAAACAUGGAUGAGGAAGGAAGUAACUCAAUCAUUCUUGGAGGACCUUUCUUAGCCACAGCUAGGGCGAUUAUUGAUGUUGAAAAGGGUGAAAUGGUUCUCAGGGUGCAUGAUGAGCAAAUGGUUCUCAAUGUUUUCAAGGCAAUGCAAUACCCCGCUGAGAAAGAAAAUUGUAUGAGGAUUGAUAUGGUGGACACUUUAGUUGAAGAAGCACUUGAAGCAAGCUAA